UGCAGCAGAACCGUCCUGUUUUAGGAUUAGUCUCUAAAGGGUUGGCUAAAGCCUAGCUUACAUAAUAGCUAUUGACUCUUAGCGCGACUGUAAAUUUUAGGGUAGAUAUAGUCACAUAUUUGAGAUUACCAGUGUUUGUUUUUUCUUCUCAUUCCUAUUUGUAAAAGAGUGACUAUACGAAAUAAAGGUUGAAAAUGUCAGUGGUAGGGUUUGAUGUGGGAUUUCAGAACUGUUACAUCGCUGUUGCCAGGAGCGGCGGCAUUGAAACAAUUGCAAAUGAAUACAGUGACAGAUGCACUCCAGCUUGUAUUUCUUUGGCAUCUAAAAACAGAACCAUCGGAAAUGCCGCAAAGAGUCAGAUUAUAACAAACUGUAAGAACACAGUCUAUGGCUUUAAGAAGUUCCAUGGUCGGGCAUUCGAUGAUCAUUUUGUUCAAAAGGAAAAAUCCAAGUUACCUUACAGUCUUCACAAGCUUGCCAAUGGCAGCACUGGAAUAAAAGUUCGUUACCUGGAUGAGGAUAAGGUGUUCACUAUUGAGCAGGUGACAGCUAUGUUGCUCACUAAGCUGAAAGAGACUUCUGAGAGUGCACUCAAGAAGCCAGUGGUGGACUGUGUGAUUUCUGUUCCUAGUUUCUAUACAGAUGCACAGCGAAGAUCAAUGAUUGAUGCCUCUCAGAUCGCUGGGCUGAACUGCUUGAGGCUGAUCAAUGAUACAACAGCAGUGGCGUUAGCCUAUGGGAUCUACAAGCAAGACUUACCUAACCCAGAAGAAAAACCCCGUAAUGUUGUUUUUGUGGACAUUGGCCACUCGUCAUAUCAAGUGUCAAUUGUAUCAUUCAACAAGGGAAAACUAAAGGUGUUGGCCACAGCUUUCGAUCCCUAUUUGGGUGGCCGUAACUUUGAUGAAGCACUCGUUGAGUAUUUCUGUGAAGAGUUUAAAGUCCGUUAUAAGUUAAAUGUGAAGCACAACCCUCGUGCCCUGCUGAGGCUCUUCCAAGAGUGUGAAAAGCUAAAAAAGCUUAUAAGUGCUAACUCUUCAGAGCUACCACUUAACAUUGAGUGCUUCAUGAAUGACAUUGAUGUUUCAGGGAAGAUGAAUAGGGGCCAGUUUGAGGAUCUGUGUGCCCAGCUUCUGAUGAGAGUGGAAGCACCACUUAGAGCUGUCAUGGAACAAUCAAAACUAGGCAGAGAUGACAUCUAUGCAGUUGAAAUCGUUGGUGGUGCUACUAGGAUUCCAGCGAUUAAAGAGAGAAUUUCUAAGUUCUUCUGUAAAGACAUCAGUACCACCCUGAAUGCAGAUGAAGCAGUGGCACGGGGAUGUGCACUACAGUGUGCAAUCUUGUCUCCAGCAUUUAAAGUCCGUGAGUUUUCUAUCACUGAUGUCAUUCCCUUCCCAAUUACUCUCCGUUGGAAGUCUCCCACAGAUGAGGGUGUUAGUGAUUGUGAGGUGUACAGCAAAAACCAUGCAGCACCCUUCUCCAAAGUCAUUACUUUCCACAAGAAAGAGCCAUUUGAUCUGCAAGCGUUUUACAGCACUUCACAAGAUCUGCCAUACCCAGACACUGCAAUAGGCCGUUUUACUAUCCAGAAUGUUGUGGCUCAGCCAGAUGGAGACAGUUCAAAGGUCAAGGUGAAAGUGCGUGUAAAUGUGCACGGCAUCUUCAGUGUAUCCAGUGCCUCACUGAUCGAGAAGCAGAAGGGUGAAGCAGAGGACGUGCAGAUGGAAAUGGAGCCCACUGUUCAGAAUGAGAGCAGGCAAGAAGAGCAGACUAAAAUGCAAGUGGACCAAGAUGGACAAUGGGAGCAGCCCAAUGAAGAGGGGAAAGUACAAGGCAUUAAUACUAAGGAUGGUGCAUCUCCUGAAAAGCAAGAGCAGGGUGCAGGGUCGAGCAAACCCAAGACAAAGGUGAAGAGUUUUGAAUUGCCGAUUCUUACCUGCACUGUCAGGCAGCUGGACAGAGAGCUGCUGAACAGACUUGUGGAAGAGGAACAUACAAUGAUAGCUAAGGAUAAACUGGAGAAGGAGAGAAUUGAUGCCAAGAAUGCUGUGGAGGAAUAUGUGUAUGACCUGCGAGGCAAGCUGGGUGGCAUCUAUGAAAAGUACAUCACUGAGGAUGACAGCAGCAGACUCAGUCUUAUGCUUGAGGAUACAGAGAACUGGCUGUAUGAAGAGGGUGAAGACCAGCCAAAAGAAAUAUAUCUGGAUAAACUGGCUGAACUCAAAAGGUUUGGUGAGCCCAUUGAAGAGCGGCACAGGGAGCAGGAGGAAAGGCCACAAGCUUUCGAUGAACUAGGGAAGAAAAUUCAGUUCUUCUUGAAGGUUUUGGAGGCAUAUAAGCAAAAGGAUGAACGUUAUCAGCACUUGAACGCUGAGGAGAUGAGCACCGUGGAGAAGAAUGUGAAUGAGGUAAUGAGCUGGAUGAAUAGCAAGAUGCUCGCUCAGAACAAACUCAGCGUCUCUCAGGAUCCAGCAGUAAAAGUAGCAGAGAUCAUACAGAAGUUUCAGGAGUUGGAGGAAAUUUGCAGUCCUGUGGUGAACCGUCCCAAACCCAAAGUUGAGGAGUCAUCAGAGGAUAACAGCGCUCACAAUGGUCCAGCAGCAGGACAUGCUGGUGAUGGCAAGAGCAACCAGCAGUCUAAGAACCAUGGAGAAAUGGAAGUGAACUGAACUGCUUAUCCAGCCUUGCCCUCAUUCUUAUAGAAAACUCCAUCAGAUCCGUGCAGCUGACUCCUAACCUGUAGCCAGCACAAGUCUCUUUGUCCACAAAUCCACUGGUUGUAGUUUUCACCUCUGCUUGUGAAAGUCUAAUUUUCGGUUGGUUUUCUGUUGUAUUUAUUUCAUUUUGGAUUCAGAUCAUCUUUUGGAUGUUACAGCUAUGUAUAACAGUAGGUCAAGUGUGAGACGUCCAUUCAAUAGACUCAGUCAAAUUAGUUGUAGCUUAACAAUCAAACAAUGCUGCCACUUUGAACAACAAAACAAUAAAUUAAGACAAUGCAAUAGCUGGAUUUGGGCUGGUUAUGUCAAAGAGGUAAUUUUUAUUGCACAGGAACAUGUUUGAGGAACAUGUAAAGUGCUACUUGAUCAUUUUUAAGAUUGAAUAA
Messenger RNA from Clarias gariepinus (North African catfish), 3103 nucleotides. It is a transcript of the gene hspa4l, whose product is annotated as heat shock protein 4 like. The record is from RefSeq and is a predicted model, not a curated record. The coding region runs from base 195 to 2669 and encodes 824 amino acids. The transcript is spliced from 19 exons. Gene Ontology annotation, biological process: protein folding. Gene Ontology annotation, molecular function: ATP binding; ATP-dependent protein folding chaperone. Gene Ontology annotation, cellular component: cytosol; nucleus. Lineage: Eukaryota; Metazoa; Chordata; Actinopteri; Siluriformes; Clariidae.